AUGUUGGCCCUUCGCCACGUCUGGAUUAUUGUAACCGAUGUUGCCAAUUCGCUUUUUGGAUCACCCUUUUUCCGGGAUGGACCUCAACAAUACCUAGGAGCCAAGUUUAGCUGGUCUCACAUCGACCUGGAGACUGCCGGACAUGACCAUCUCGUCUUUACGCCUCCUGGCAGCAACAUUGAUAAGUUUGUCUGCGACUACCGUCAUAUGAGAGAUAAAGGCUUCAGGUCAUGUGGCACUGCAGACGAUCGGAGCUGUUGGCUUCGUAAUCCGAAAACUGGGGAAGAGUUCAAUAUCACAACCGAUUACGAAUACAGGGUGCCGCAAGGUGUCAAACGUGUUUACCACCUGAACGUCACAGAUGGCUACGUCAAUGCGAACGGUCUGAAUUUCACCGAAGCAAAGAUGUUUAACAACUCUUGGCCUGGGCCUCUCAUCGAGGCUUGCUGGGGCGAUACUGUCGAGAUCCACGUCACGAAUCUUCUCGCCAACAACGGAACCAGCGUCCACUGGCAUGGCAUUAGACAGAAUCAGACAAUGCACAUGGAUGGUGUCAACGGCAUCACGCAGUGCCCUAUUGCCCCCAAUUCCACCUUUAUUUACCAGUGGAAUGCCACGCAGUACGGCUCCUCGUGGUAUCACAGCCACUACUCGGUUCAGUACGCCGAUGGUCUGCAAGCUCCCAUUACCAUUCACGGACCAACAUCCUUCCCGUACGACGAGGCUAUCGAGCCAAUCUCCAUGAAUGAUUGGGCGAACAAUAGUGCGUUCCAAAACCUGUACAUAAGCCCAUCGGCACAAGACAUACUACUGAGUGGCUUCGGGAACAUCGCUCGAUUCACCGGUGGAGGUAUUGAGAACACCACAGAGAUUCCCCGUGGUUAUGAGAUUUGGUUCGAUGACAUUGAGCCCAACCCCAAAACGAGAGCGAAGCGGUAUCUCUUGCGACUUGUCAACACUGCUUUUCAAUCGACAUUCGUCUUCUCCAUUGACAACCACAACUUCACAGUUGUUGAGGCAGACUUCGUUCCCAUCGAGCCAUUCAACGCAACUUCACUCCUCAUUGCCAUCGGCCAGAGAUACCACAUCAUCGUCGAGGCAAGGCCGGUUGUCAACAGCACGAACCCCGAUGCUAAUAUUAUACCGGAUGAUCGCAAUUUCUGGAUUCGUACGCAUAUGCCACUAAAUACUACCACAAACCAGACAAUGGAAGGCGGCGCCACGGUGGACGCCAACAACUACAUGAAGACUGGUAUCCUGCGAUACGACAAUUCCAGUACAGCAGAUCCUACUAGCACGGCUUGGAACAUUAGCCUCGUCGUCUCAGAUACUGAAUUCAACGAUAAACUUGUGCCCACUGUUCCAUGGAAGGUUGGACCACCCUCAAAUGGCCUUGUUGGUGAGCAGUUCAACGUCGCAGACCUGAGCAAUGCAGCAAACCAUAAUGGACCAUAUUCUACGGCCUUUUUCUCUUUCGAACGGCCAGAUAGCAAGGACGUGCGACCCUUCCAGACCACGUACGGCAAUCCUACCUUCUUGAACCUCGACAACGUUGGCGAUGAGUGGCCAACAGGAUGGGUGGUUGUGCCCGAGAACUAUACCGCAGAUGACUGGGUUUAUCUGGUUCUUAACUCCGACAAUAACGAUAAAACUAAACACGAAACGUUCGGCCCUCAUCCCAUCCACCUUCACGGCCAUGACUUUGCCAUCGUCCAGCAGGAGGAUGAUAAGCUAUGGGACAUAAAAGACUUCAAGCCCAACAAGAACAAACUGAAUAAUCCUCCCCGUCGGGACGUGGUACUCCUCCCCAGAAGCGGUUACGCCGUAAUCGCCUUCAAAUCAGAUAAUCCUGGCGUGUGGUUGAUGCACUGCCACAUCGCUAGACACGCCUCCGCCGGCCUGUCUUUGCAAAUCAUGGAACGACAAGCCGAGGCAAACAUUAUUUGGCAGCCCGGAAACUCUAUGGCCCUGGAUAAUGCCCAUAAGCUCUGUGCUAGCUGGAAUACUUGGGCCUACGACUGCAAGAACUACUGGCCUGGUAACUUGGGAACAGACGACAAGCCGGAUUAUCCUGCCUGCGCCAAUGCCACCAACCUCCAGAACGAUUCUGGAGUCUAA
Messenger RNA from Colletotrichum godetiae, 2118 nucleotides. Its product is annotated as multicopper oxidase-domain-containing protein. The record is from RefSeq and is a predicted model, not a curated record. The coding region runs from base 1 to 2118 and encodes 705 amino acids. Gene Ontology annotation, molecular function: copper ion binding; oxidoreductase activity. Lineage: Eukaryota; Fungi; Ascomycota; Sordariomycetes; Glomerellales; Glomerellaceae. The transcript has 5 exons.